This is a messenger RNA of Vicia faba (fava bean), 1443 nucleotides long. Lineage: Eukaryota; Viridiplantae; Streptophyta; Magnoliopsida; Fabales; Fabaceae. The record is from the annotation of a GenBank genome assembly.
AUGGCAGUGCGGUUAAGGAAUAGUAACAGGAAUGACUACAAGUUACUCCGAUUACGAGAUGCUCAUUCUUGUAUCAAUCAGAGAGUCAACAUCAUUGCCAUUGUUCUCGAGUUUGGUCUCCCCAGAACAACUAGAGGCACUGAUCGGUGUUGUACACUAAGAUUGAUUGAUGAAACGCAUCACCAAACCGGUAUGUCGGUUAAUAUUUUUACCCAAAAUGCUGAAAGCCUUCCCCAUGUUACUGCUGCCGGAGAUAUAAUUCAGCUUUCUAAUGUUACGUUAAAGACACAUCUUAAGGAAGUAAAUGCUGUUUUCUACAAAAACUCUUCCUCUUUUGCCUUAUACAAAGGGAAAGGUGAUGAUCAUGAUUUUGUCCCUUAUCAAGUUUAUUCUAAAGUUUUCCUCAGAGACGACGACAAAAUGCGCAUAAACAUUCUUCGAAAAUGGUUGGUCAAUUUUCAGAUGCCUGCAGAUUCAAGUGAUUUUCCUAUGCUAAGAGAAAUCAAAGAAGGUCACUUUAAUUUGGCAGGCAAGAUACUUCAUUGCUGGGAGGCUUUGAAAGAUAAUUGGUUUGUCUAUGUUUGGGACGGUACAGAUACCCCGCCAAAUGCCAUAACUUCAAUGCUUGAAGAUGAAAUCAAUCAUCCACUUCCAUUACAAUUGGAAUCUCUGCCUUUGCCAAGAGACGUACUAUGUACUCUGCCUACUGUUGGCUCCAUCUUGAGGAUUGCUUUUGAACUACCCAUAGAGAAAAAUCAUCUCGAUGUUCUUAAAAGUGGUAAAUGGGCCCAGUUUAUCAACAUACAUCUCAAAGUGUAUGCAGGACUGUGGUAUGGUGUUUUUACCGCACAUUCAAAGCUUCGACAUACACCAAAUGAAGACCGUCUCAUUAUAGAAUGCCAAAGGUUGUAUGAUGACCGCAUAUUGUUGAAAUCAGGAAACAUGCCUGUUGGCAGCAUACCUCAGUCCAUUGACAGCUUACCCGAGUCUUUAUGUAUUACAAAGGUUAAUCACGACCGUGUGCGGCAUCUUACUUUAAUGGAUGUACUAACUCAUUCAGAGGUGACAGCUAAGUUUAAGUGUGUUGUUCGAGUGGUAGCAGCAACACCAUACCAAGCUGAAAAGUUCUGCACGCCUGCUGGGAAGUAUAUGAUGAGACUGACCCUAGAGGAUCCAACAGCUAGAAUCCAUGCUUUUGUAGUUGAUGAAGAUGGGGAGACUCUUUUUGAUGGUUAUCCCGGCUCUGCAAAUGUAAAAAGUAAGUUGAACAGAUUGCUUGGAGUAACUGAAUGUGAUGACAGUGUUGUGGCAAAUGAUAGGCCAAGAAAUCCACCAUGGGUGAGUGUUUGUAUUAAAUCAUACUAUGUCUUAAAAACUGAUGUAUGGGGAAGUAGAAACUUUAGAAUAUUUGACACCAAAAUAGUGGAUAGUCCAAAACAAUGA